Molecule: messenger RNA, 5662 nt
Organism: Hippoglossus stenolepis (Pacific halibut)
Lineage: Eukaryota; Metazoa; Chordata; Actinopteri; Pleuronectiformes; Pleuronectidae
Gene: kcnn3
Product: potassium intermediate/small conductance calcium-activated channel, subfamily N, member 3
Exons: 10
Coding region: 623-3076 (817 amino acids)
Biological process (GO): potassium ion transmembrane transport
Cellular component (GO): plasma membrane; neuronal cell body; neuron projection
Molecular function (GO): small conductance calcium-activated potassium channel activity; calmodulin binding
Source: RefSeq, a predicted model, not a curated record
GGAGAGAGUGAGAGACGGAGCCGGGGAGACAGUGAGCGGUGUGUGGAGUGGAAGUCGGCGGAGGAGUCGCACGUGAAAUCUCAGACUCCACCGCUCAUCCGGAGACUGUUACCUGACAUCCAGCCGUGCGUAUUUUCCCUGGUUUGUCGCGCCUUUCUUGUGGGGUGUUUUUUUUCCGGCUGCACGUUUUUUUUUGACGCGCAGCCACAGGUUGACCGAUUUAAUCCAGUCACCAUGGAUUACUCCUACUCCUCCUCAUCUCCUGUCGAUUGUCACUGACCACAUCGAAAUGGGCACCGUGCAUAGAUCAGUGAUGGCACAGAGGCGAACAAACUGACCGCAUCCAAGCGAGAGCGCAGACACGGAGGCAACGUCUGUGUGUGUGUGUGUGUGAGGUGGUGGGGGGGUGCAAAGCGACGCACAAUUUCGAGAGACAAGCUGGGAGGACCUGUGGACAGCCGAGUGAAAGGAGGCGAACAGAAGAUGAUGGGAUGGCGGUGACAACAUGAAAAAGAAAAAGUGCGGUGGUCUAUUUUCAUCCUGCCAGUGAUUCAACGCACCUCUAACCUGGGGGACAGGGACUGAGAAGAGAAGAGACAGGUGCGUGGCCACAGCUGUGACCAUGGAGCCUCCCCCCUCUCUGAGCUUGGCUCUGCUAGGAGGGAGUGAGGAUGAGGACCAGCGCUUCCUCUAUCCCCUGGGCAUUAUAUCCCAUCCCUCCGCCACUGGCAACCAGCCAGGAUCAAACCACUCCAACCACAUGGGAGGAUCGAGCCUCGACCGUCUAAAUGGCAGCGGCCCAUCCCCUGCCACGCCCAAUGUACCUUCAGUGUCACUUCCUAAGUUGCCCCUGUCCUCGUCUGGAGCGCAGCCACUGCCGCCACCCAUCCCCAACGCCCUGCACCCCACCAGCACCCCGUUGUCCUCCUGCUUGGGCUCACAGCACAGCCUGAGCGGGGACUCCCCAGUCUACAAUGCCCUCUUUUACUCCUCCCACUCACCAUCCAUGGACAGGGACAGAGAACGUGACAGGGACAGGGAAAGAGAGCGGGGCUGCAAACACAGACAAGCCAGCCCUCUUGUUCACCGCAGGGACAGUAACCCCUUCACCGAGAUCGCCAUGAGCUCCUGCAAGUACACAGGUGGGGUCAUGAAGCCCCUGAGCCGCCUCAGCGCCUCCCGCAGAAACCUCAUCGAAUCAGACAGCAGCAGCGAGACCAAAGAGGGUGGCGUUUCAGCUGUUGCAGGGGCAUCGGCCGCUGGGGGGCACGACCGACAGCGAGAAGCCCCUCCCACGUCCUUGGUGGCACCGUCUUCUACCAAUCAACCCCCAAUCCAGACCCCUCCAGAGAUUGUGAUUUCAUCCAAAGAAGACUCGCCGUACCCCGGAGCAGGGUAUGACAUCACAGACUCCACAUCCAACCAGAUGUCCAUCUAUCACCAGAACCACGCUCUGGUGGAGAGCAGGCGGGGGCAGCCGGGCAGGAGCAGCAGGCAGGGGGCGGUCGGGGCAGUGGGCACCGGGGCUCGGGGCAGCACCUCCAAGGCCUCCAAACGGAAGAACCAAAACAUUGGCUAUAAACUGGGGCAUCGCAGGGCAUUAUUCGAGAAGAGGAAGAGGCUGAGUGACUAUGCUCUCAUCUUCGGAAUGUUUGGAAUCGUUGUCAUGGUGAUUGAGACGGAGCUGUCGUGGGGCGUGUACACAAAGAGCUCCAUGUAUUCUCUGGCCCUGAAGUGUCUGAUCAGCCUGUCGACGGUCAUACUGCUGGGCCUCAUCAUAGCCUACCAUGCACGGGAAGUUCAGCUGUUCGUCAUCGACAAUGGAGCAGACGACUGGCGCAUCGCCAUGACGUUGGAAAGGGUCCUGCUGAUCUCACUGGAGCUGCUGGUGUCUGCGGUGCAUCCGGUGCCCGGGGACUUCAAGUUUCGGUGGCGGGCACGGCUGGCCUUCUCGUAUGCGCCGUCGCAGGCCGAGGCUGACCUGGACAUGGUGCUGAGCGUGCCCAUGUUCCUGCGCCUCUACCUCAUUGCCAGAGUCAUGCUUCUGCACAGUAAACUCUUCACAGACGCCUCCUCCAGGAGUAUAGGUGCCCUCAAUAAGGUGCAUUUUAACACACGAUUUGUAAUGAAAACCCUCAUGACUAUCUGCCCUGGGACGGUGCUGCUGGUCUUCAGCAUCUCUCUGUGGAUCAUCGCUGCCUGGACCGUACGAGUGUGUGAGAGGUAUCACGAUGCCCAGGACGUGACCAGUAACUUCCUGGGAGCCAUGUGGCUUAUCUCCAUCACUUUCCUGUCCAUCGGCUAUGGAGACAUGGUUCCUCACACCUACUGUGGCAAAGGAGUCUGUCUACUCACAGGAAUCAUGGGCGCAGGAUGUACGGCUCUGGUGGUUGCCGUGGUAGCCAGGAAGCUGGAGCUGACCAAGGCCGAGAAACACGUACACAACUUCAUGAUGGACACGCAACUCACCAAGAGGAUAAAGAACGCGGCGGCCAACGUGCUGAGGGAGACGUGGCUCAUCUACAAACACACCAAGCUGAUGAAGAAGAUCGACCACUCCAGGGUCCGCAAACACCAGCGGAAGUUCCUCCAGGCGAUUCAUCAAUUACGUAGUGUGAAAAUGGAGCAAAGGAAACUCAGUGAUCAGGCCAACACACUAGUGGACCUCUCAAAGAUGCAGAGCGUCAUGUAUGAGCUUAUGUCGGAGCUCAACGACCGCAGCGAGGACUUGGAGCGCCAGAUGCUGUCCCUGGAGCAGCGGGUAGAGCAGCUCACCGCCGGCUUUAACGCCCUCCCUGCCCAUCUCUCCGCCACCCUCAGCGCCCAGCACGCUGCCCUGGUGCAUCUGCUGCGGGAGAGGGAUUCAAGGGAUGGUAGAGGAGGCGGAGGUGCUGUGGUCCCAUUGUCCCCAGCAACUUCUAUAUCCACUGCCACAGCAUCCAUUUCUCCAGUUCAGAUCACGGCUCCAGCACCACCCCAAGUCCCUACUUUGGCCCUGGAGUCCCCACCACCGCUGAGCUCAGAGGGGAGUCUGGAGGCGAGUCCCAACUCCAACACCUGCACCUCUAGCUGCUGAAGACAGCUCUGAGGAGAGAACAGGGAGAGAGGUAAGGGACGCGUUGCUCGUCCUCUUACUUCAGACAAAAGCAGAGAACAGAGGGAGGAAGAGAAGGUGAAAUGUGAGGCGAUCCUCUAAAACUCGGGAGCGGGAUGAAGACGGGACUGUGAGGAGAAAUAAUGGGAUUAAGAUGAAGGGCCAGUAUGAAGGAUGAGACAUGCUCGGGACUUUGGGGCACUUUCCUUGAUGACGGGAAGGAGCAGAAAAAAAUGGAGACUCUGAAAGGUGUGAGGGGGAGGAAGAAUGUCAAGAGGGUGAGAAAUGGAGGUAGGGAGGAUGAGGAGGGGGGAGGAGAGAGGAGGAGAAAUAACGAGGAAUAAUUAUGUGAACUCAUAGCUCCUAAAUGGAAUCCACUCCAAUUAUUGAAAAAAGGCCUUUUACUCUCUCUGUCUUUCUCUCUCUUUCCUCCCCCUUUCUCCCAAUCUCUCUCUCCCUUCAUCAGGAAUUAAUGACCAUGACUUUUUAUGCUUAUAAUGUAUUUUCUAUCCGAAUGCUAUUUGUGUGUUAACGAGCAUCCCUUUAACAGAAGGUUCGAUCAUACGACCAACAUUAAAAAAAUAAAUAAUAAAAAAACUAGUGGCAUGCACUGCACACACACACACACACACACAAACACACACACGCACACAAACACACAUUAUUUCAGCUCGUCCUCCACGCAGUACAAGUUAAUACACUACAAACAGCAUUACACAAUCUUUACACAAUGCCCUAUUUACACGCACACAAAAUAAAUGAAUGCACCAGCCCACAUGAUAACACUAAAGCCUAUAUACUGCCAAGCACUCGAUGCACUGUCAAUCUCCACAGAGCACUGCCAAGCAAUGUAGACGCACUGUAAAAAAACUAAAUGUUCAUCCGCACCACUUAUGUUUUGUGUGUGUGAGCUAAUGCAGUAGUUUAGCCUGAGCGUAGUUGUGACAUUUUAACGACUCAGGCGGGAGAAUUAUUACGGUUCGUGAGACUACACAAAUUGGGCCUCAAGCUGAAAUAAGAUGACAUGAUACGUGAGUCAUCACAACGUCUUAUUUGUGAUGAAGGAGACAGUAGCAGGCGAUAAAAUCAUGUAACACAACUAUAACGGGACUUUAUUACUGCAUUGACGGAUUUACAGGUUAAGUCGAACUGAUGUUUAUGUGUGUUUGUAGGUUUGCUUUACGGAAAUUUAGACUUUUGUUUAAUUCCUGUGAUCAUUUCAUCGCCUCUGAAAACCUCAGAAAAUUAAUUAAUAUUUGUGUAUACUCUUUCUCUUUCUGGGAUAACUUUGAGAUUAUAACGUUUAUUUAGUAUUUAUUUAUUUAUUUAUUUAUUCAUCACAUUGGCAUUUCAGUCAGGCUGCUUAAUUUCAAAGAUGGUAUCGCAUCUUUUUAAUGAAUCACGGGCUCUGCAACUCAGAGCUUUGCAAGAAUUUAAUGAUUCUCAUUACAUGUUGGUGAAUCAUUUACUGGAGUCCAUCUACCCAGGAGCAUAAAUCAAAACUUUAUCCGUGAAUAACAAAUGAUCUGCUCAGUCUUUUACAUAAACAGUGCGGUCAAAUUGACUGUAGGGAUUACUCCUAUUUUUCAGUUUAAAAACUGCUAAAAUAUAGAUUUUUACAUGAGUCAUUUCAUUUACCUUUAAAAUUCAUAACUGUGUGAUUAUAAGUUGAAUGUUAUUGAUAUUUUGUUCAGUGCACGGCUGUGUUGAAGACCACUGCCAUUCUGUUUUUCAAGCUUACAGUCCCAAAACAACGCACUGUUAUCAUGAAUGUAUCCUGUGUUCAAAAAAAUACACUUAAUAACUCUCGCUCGAUCACUUAAACUGCCAUGCAGACACAGGAACACAAACACACACACGUGCACACACACACAGAUGCACACACACACCUCAACAACCAAAGUGCUCUCUCUUAAAUGGACUACAAUAAGAGGCAGGGAACGCUGCUGUCACUGGGGACAAAACGAUAGCAGGAGGCAUUGCAGAUAUCUUGACAAUAUUUCCGAGGGAAUAACUGUGAAAAUGUGGGCAUGGACUUGUUACAGUGCUGAACAUGGACUGCUCCUCAUUGCUUUAAAACCAGAUUAAGGCGGACAACAGAUGAACACAAAUAAACCUUAUAAAGGAAAAUGGCCAUGACGGAACAGCUGUUCAUGAAAACACACAGAAAGAGAGACUGAGGUGUAUCUGAGAGGAACUGUAAUGGUGUGAUGGGGAGAGAAGACACAAGCCCUUUGCAUUGGAGACAAUAUCAAAACUGUCUUAUAGCGACACGCUGUGGCCGGAAUACUGAAUUACAUACGCUUGGAAUAUUGUACAGUAUGCUGUUAACGAAAUCUAGCUUUGUAUUGCUUAGUCUUUUUCUACCAUUAUGAUUAAGCGCAGUUAUAACUGAUAUCUAAUAUUAUUAAACUCUAGUAUUCUUCUCAUUCGUCAUGACAACUAUGAUUCUAUGUAUUAACAAUACGUUAAAUAAUUAUGAACAAGGAAAGUGCCGUUUGAGGUUGAAAUUAUUUUGUAAUUUUAUUUUAUCAGAGAGAAUUAAUAAAGUAUAUAUCUAUAACAUUA